Messenger RNA from Racocetra persica, 275 nucleotides. Lineage: Eukaryota; Fungi; Glomeromycota; Glomeromycetes; Diversisporales; Gigasporaceae. The record is from the annotation of a GenBank genome assembly.
AUGUCGUUACCAACAAUAUUCAAUCUAACGGAUUCAUUAUCGCAAGAUUUUUCAAAACUAUUGAAACAAGAUAUCGCAGAAGACUUAGAUGUUUCAAUAUCGGUCGGGGAAUUUCCAAAUAAAAUUUUCUUUGCACACUCUCUAAUAUUAAAAGCUAGAUCACCCUACUUUCGGAAAAUUCUAUCGCAAAAAAAAUGUGGACCAAGUGAAGACGUGAUAACGUAUACUUUAGCCGAACCGAAUAUUUCUCCAACCGUAUUUGAAUUUAUACUUGG